Molecule: messenger RNA, 1068 nt
Organism: Akanthomyces muscarius
Lineage: Eukaryota; Fungi; Ascomycota; Sordariomycetes; Hypocreales; Cordycipitaceae
Exons: 1
Coding region: 1-1068 (355 amino acids)
Source: RefSeq, a predicted model, not a curated record
AUGGCUUCUUUAGAGACUUUGGGCGAGAAACUCACCUUUGGAAUCGAGAUUGAACUGUUGAUUCGGCCAAAACAAAAGCUUCUUCCCACCCUUGAGAUAAACGGAUGGACUGAAAAGGCUAGUCGUGUCAUCUGGAACGAGUGGAAUGAAAUGGAGAAAGAAAUCGCCGCAAUUCAGAAAAGCAGUAAGCGCGUCGCCGCCCAGGAGAAACUUUCCUACAGGACAGCAUUCUCCAAAGUCAAGGAGGUUCGCCGAAGCCUGCACAUAGCGUUGCGCGACAUGCUCGUUGAAAAGCAAAUCGGGGCCGGUCUUACUACGGUCAACUAUGAGAAGUCGGCCAGUGUCGAUGAGCCAUCGCUCGACGAGUUACACGCCCACAAGCUACGCUUACAUCGAUGGACAGUGCUGACAUGUCGUCUAGGGAGCGUUGAAAUUGUUUCCCGAUCAAUUUCCGCCUCAAAGGAGUGGCAAGGCGAAAGUGAUCAUGUUUUCCAAUUUAUCAAUGAGAAUUUUGAUAUCUAUCUGUCUACAGGCUGCUCAAUGCAUGUCCACGUCUCUCCAGCACCCUUAGAAAGCCAUGUCUACAACUUGGGCCAGCUCCAGAGCAUACUCAAAGCGACAGCGCUGUACGAUAAGGCAAUUACGAACGUCAUGCCAGCGGACCGCAAGGAGAAUCCAUAUUGCCAGCCUAAUCUCGCACCUCGCCGAGAGAAGCGACACCAAAGCGAAAAGGACAUCAACAAUCACAUUCGGGAUGCAUUUGAGCGAGUGGAGUCUCAAGGAUGCAAAGGUCUUUUUGCCCCGUUUGAUAAUCUCCGUCCUAUCCAGAAAAAUCUCAUUCAGCUGGUCUUCUUUGGAGAAUCGCGCUAUCUGUCCUGGAAUUUUGCCCAUCUCGCCGGUUCAUGCGGAACGAUUGAGUUUAGACGGCCUCCCGGCGUUCGGGAUGCAGCGGCCGCAAAGCACUGGAUCGCUUUCACGCUGGGAUUCUUGUCUGUGCCUUGGCACUGGCACACACCUUUGAUCCCAACUCGAAGACGCACGCCACCGUCGAGGACCUACUUGAGCUGA